AUGUACUCGGCACACACCAUCGGAACCCGCAGUUCGCUGCCAAAGCCGGCCGAGCGCCGUACCACCGUCAUCGACAUUAGUGACGAUGACGAAGAUCACCAACCAACCUUUCCCGUCGGCCAUAUGGCGGACCCCGGCCUCCAGCUGGCCCCAUUGACCGCCGUCUUCACCCGGCCAAACGCCCCAUCACCGGUGAGGGGGGUGGAUGGCGCGCUCAUUAACCUGCCCAGUCCUCUGCAGAAGAUCAAGGAUGUUUUUGAUGGUGGGCUGCUCGACUUUUGGACGAUCGUCUCCAAUAUGCCCCCGAAAGAGGGCGAUACGGUUCUCCAGUAUCGGUUCCGGUGGAUUGCAUGGGGCAUCGACACGUUGGCCAGAGUCGUCAAGCUUUUAAGCCCCAAGAUUGGCCUCAGCGAAGAGCUAAGCAAGCAGAUCAACGUCAUAAUCAGCUGCGUGGUGACCUGCGUCGACUCGUACCUACGGGUUAGAAUCUCGAGGGAGGAGUACUUCAAGAACGCGAAGAAGAAGGUUAGCAACGGCCUCGAUAACUUCUACCUGCAGAGCAUCGCCAUCGGCGACGCAACUUCACUCUUGCGCGUGUUCAACCUAUCAUAGGGGGUUCAUGUUGAUGACGGGGUUCUCCAUGUUGGAGUUGGGGGCGUUGAGCGUCUUGACCGUAUUAUCCUUCUCGUUCCGGGGUAUCACUGGACCGUAUGGCGCCGAUCCAGGCAAGAGCAAAGCUCAC
Molecule: messenger RNA, 742 nt
Organism: Chaetomium fimeti
Lineage: Eukaryota; Fungi; Ascomycota; Sordariomycetes; Sordariales; Chaetomiaceae
Exons: 3
Coding region: 1-612 (203 amino acids)
Source: RefSeq, a predicted model, not a curated record